Messenger RNA from Aspergillus calidoustus, 1586 nucleotides. The record is from the annotation of a GenBank genome assembly. Lineage: Eukaryota; Fungi; Ascomycota; Eurotiomycetes; Eurotiales; Aspergillaceae.
AAAAGAAAAAAAAAAAAAAGAAACAACUCGGAGUUACGGGCAUCAUAAGCAGCCUUUUCCCUACCAACCAUUUUCCAAUGCCUUCUCCCUCGUCAUCCUCAUUAUCGUCGUCUCCGGCAAGGCAGCACCCACCAGUCGAGCCAAUUCAAUUCGACUAUGAAGUUUGCGCGAAUCUGCAUAACAAAAUAUUCCAGACAGGGCUUCAAAUCAGGAGAUGAAAUGGGGCUGAUCUUUGAUCAGCAUACUUGCAAGGCGGCCUUUGUUGAGCACUUCGAGGACAUGAUGCCUGUUGUGGAUAACGGUUACGGCUGGAAGCCAUUGGAAGAGAUAUACAACGCGUAUCUGGAGAUGAUUGACGAAGGCACGGUCGAAGUUUCAAAACUGGAUGCUUCUUCAAAGAAGUUGACAUGGACAAGGGAGAGUAAUUGGGACAAAAUCGGGCCCUGGCUAUGGCACGAGUUUACCGACAUUGAUGUUAGAAAAAGUGCCCUGGCCUUCAAACGCUUGACCGAUGCGAUCGAGACACGCCUGCCCCUCCAGCAACCAGCUUCGACAGAAAGUGUCCCCCAACAAGAGACAGAUUCACCCCCCUGGAGCGACUCAUCCGUGCUUGAUGCAGCCCACAUCCCGGUAGGGACCUUUGCUAGGGCAUUCUGCGAAGAAACCGCCAGAUUAGGACGCAAUCUAUCCUUUCAGUAUAUUGCCCCGGGGAUACGGAUACCAACAGCUGAAGAGUUCAUCGCCCAGCCCUUUUACGCGAGACACACGCAAAAGCCUCACUAUUCCAUGCCGGGUUAUCUUUUCUGUACUGAAGACCCAGAAAACCCUUCAAACAGUGCGACCCCUGAAAGUGUGACUUGGCUCUAUCAUGACGAGGAGGCUAUUCCAGCGGGACUCUAUACGAAAGGCCAUAGCCGUAUGAGCCAGUUAUGUCAAGACAGCUGCCACCUGAUACUACCUUUCAAAUUUGGUUCGAAUGGCUGGGCCCGGCUAAGUGAUCUUGAAGUAUUCGGAAUGAAGCCCUGGGACGAUCGCCCUGAACCUGCAGAUGUAAAUGCCGAUCUCUAUCAACCAGGAUACAACGGAUUCAUUCCGCUUCACAGUGUUCGGCUGCAUAAAGUGCUAACGAACUGGGCUGAGCGCAUUGAAUCUGGCGAUUGGAUUGUGACGGAAAAUGGAGUUGCUGGUGGCCUGGAAAAAUGGCGAGAGGCCGAUACUGAAGAUGGUUGGCAGAAGUACUGGAUACCAUUGGCUUGGUAGGACUGCUGGCUUUAGAGCUAUCGCUCAACCUUUUAGAGGUAGAGGAAAUCCGCAUAUAACUCGUUUAGAAUCUCUAUUUGACAGAAGGAGGGCGGGUGAGCAAGCAAUUGAUAUUAUACGGCGCGGGUGAAAAAAAAGGGUCUACUGGAUUGUAUAGAGUAAUAUGUCCUUCAAGGGUCAGGCCACGUAGGUGCCGAGCUAAGGCAGGAAAAAAAGGAAUCGAAGUACCGCAGGAUGCGUUCAGGCCCAAGGUUAUCUGCUAUAUAGAGACUACGAUCAAUGUCCAAAUUGCCAUGCAUAGAACGAUCAAAGUAGGCGGACAAAAA